This is a messenger RNA of Iphiclides podalirius (scarce swallowtail), 291 nucleotides long. Lineage: Eukaryota; Metazoa; Arthropoda; Insecta; Lepidoptera; Papilionidae. The record is from the annotation of a GenBank genome assembly.
AUGUUCAAGACCAACGUUCUCUUCACAAUUCUACUGCUGAGCUUUUGCUCUAACGCCAUAUGCAAAAUAGUCCUGCCUCACAAAUUGCGUUACCUUGAGAACAUGCUAAACGCAGAAGUAAUAGCAAAAGCAGCGAAGCUGCGACAAAGAAUGGAGGCUAAUCCAAACGUUCCAGACAGCGAUAAAAGUUGGCCUUUGCUACUAGCUAAAUAUCAAGCAGACGAACAGCAUAAGAACUUACCGUCAUUUUCCUACCAGAAUAUUUACGGGAGGCGAAUUCCUAAUUUAAAG